AUGGAUGCUCUUGAUCUGGUGGUGACGCUGUCCACGGCAGCGUCGACAAUGACGACGACACCGACAGCCGCAGCUGCAGCCGCAGCCACCACGCAUGCCCCCUUAUCACCCAGACGCGUCAACUGUGAAGCCGUCAACCUGCCAGUUGGCGGAGUGAUCAUUAUUCCUGGCAGCGAUCCCAUUACCCUGACUGCGAGCGCCGCCUUCCGGGCACCAUGUCUCGCAACAAAUACACCCAACAUCUUUAGCAGCUCGGCCACAAACACGACCUCGGUAGGAACCAGCACAAAUACGACAACAGGUUUGUCCACCGAGGUCGACACGACUGGGCGCACUGCUGACGACGCUACCACACCCCAACUGUCUGACUUCCGGGACCCGUUCUACGCGUCCACAUUCCCGCAAUGCUACGCCCUCUCUGCGACGACUGUCAUAUCGUAUACACUCGUCAUCAUGCUCAUGGUCGCACCAAGGUCGUUUCUGGACGGAGGCGUCGUCGUGCUUGGCCGGCGCGGCUUCACCAACGGUGGUUCCGGUGGCAAGAAUAUUGGCGGGCGGCCAUGGCUGCAGAAGGUCGCCGCGCUGACCGUUGCCAUCUCGCUUACUAUCGCGACCGCGGAUACGUUCCGCGUGGCCAAGAACCAGUAUUCCUGGGGGAUCCAGAACGCCGAGGAGAUGCAAGAAGAGGUGAUGGACGGCACAGAGCUCAAGGUGAUUCGUAUCAUCUCAGACACAUUUCUGUGGCUCGCUCAGGCGCAGACUCUCAUUCGCCUCUUUCCGCGCCAGCGAGAAAAGGUUAUCAUCAAGUGGACGGCCUUCUCGUUGAUUCUCCUGGAUCUCAUAUUUGACUCCCUCAACAGCUUCCGUUACAGCUCCAGCGGCCGCACGUUUACGGAUGCCGUUCCCGCCCUCAGUUAUCUCUUUCAGCUGGCCCUGGGUGUUCUUUAUGCCGCCUGGGUGAUUUACUAUUCGUUGAUGAAGAAGCGCUACGCCUUCUACCAUCCCAAAAUGCGCAACAUAUGUCUCGUUGCUACACUGUCAUUGCUUGCUAUCCUUGUGCCUAUCGUGUUCUUUGUCCUGGACAUUUCGAAGCCCGACUUCGCAGCUUGGGGCGACUACGUGCGCUGGGUCGGUGCAGCCGCAGCCAGCGUGAUCGUAUGGGAAUGGGUUGAGCGCAUCGAGGCCCUGGAACGGGAAGAGAAGAAAGACGGAAUCCUGGGCCGAGAGGUGUUCGAUGGCGACGAGAUGCUCGACAUAAUGCCGUCUGAUUUUGCAUGGCCGCGCAGACGACGGAAAGCCAACAAAAGCUUUAAGGACGACGACGAAAGUUCUAGGGGGGGGCACGCUCUCUCCUUAAGCGCACACUCGUCAGGCCGGAAGCAGAUGUGGCCAGGCAUGACGACGUUUGCCCAUCGAUACUGGCCUCGACCACGACGGCUGGAAAGGAGUGGAGAGAACGAUGCAGGGCUACGAGAACCAACAAACGGCAGAUAUGGCGGCGACGACACCGAUGACGACGGCAACAUUGAAAACACCAAUAACGGUGCCAGCGGUGGCGGCGGUGACUCGGCAGCUACACAGCAUCUGCAGCCGCCACUAUGGCCAGCACGGCCAGCACCAGCAGCAACACCAAUCAGUCGUACGGAUACGGCCAGCGCGGACAGCACUAUAUACGUGAUGCGGUAUCACCCGGUGGCUGACGGCAAUGCAUCUCAAACAACAUCCGAAGCACAGCCAUCUUCGGGGACGUCGAUGGCGGCGGGUGUGAGGGUGCAUCCUCACAUGGCUGCUGCUCUCUCUCGUAGCUCCAGCGGCGCCAGUUCGGCGAGGCCUGAACGAGGUCCGGGGACAGCAACAUCCUCUGCCUCUUCGCAGAUCACCAGCGUUGGCAAACGAGGAUCAACAUUUGAAGUUUUGGAGGCGACAAGGACGGCGCCGUUCUCUCGAAAGCCGUGGCGAACAAUCACAAAGUCCCUCCCUUUCCACCGGGGAACAGCACCUGGACCCGAAAACAGCGAAGCUGGUACAUCCCAGUCGAGUGGGAGCACAAUUGGGGGCUCACACAAGCCAGAAGACAUUCCGCGUGAUGAGGCAGGCCGUUGGGAUAUUCGUGGGCGGCUGGAAGAAUUUGCCGUGACCCAGGCCGAAAAGCUCCGAGAGAAGAUACGGCCCAGCAUCGACACGACGGGCCUGCCAGUCAUGGUGAUUCCGGCACCAAAUCGGCAAGGGCUACUUGCCAGAGUCCUAGAGGAGGAGGAGAACAACAGCCAGCAGCAGCAGCUGUCGCCAGGGUCGGGCCAACUCCAACGAAACGAGAGCAGUGCAUCGGCGAUGCCUGGCAUCUUGAUGGGCAGCUCGGCGAGCCGCGGUACUGCGCCAGCUCUUCGGCGUAGCAGCACCAGCGAUGCAUCGGUGUCCUCUGCGAGUGCGGACUCGCCCCGUAGUGGUCCCGGACCUAUACCACAAGCCCGGUCGUCUCGUGAUGGGCCACCUACCGUUGUUGCGGCGGCUUUAUCACGUGCAAGCUCAGAUAGAGAGCCGCCGUCGCCUAAGCCUUGA
Molecule: messenger RNA, 2559 nt
Organism: Grosmannia clavigera kw1407
Lineage: Eukaryota; Fungi; Ascomycota; Sordariomycetes; Ophiostomatales; Ophiostomataceae
Product: pH signal transduction protein
Exons: 1
Coding region: 1-2559 (852 amino acids)
Biological process (GO): cellular response to pH
Cellular component (GO): plasma membrane
Source: RefSeq, a predicted model, not a curated record